This is a messenger RNA of Rodentolepis nana, 507 nucleotides long. Lineage: Eukaryota; Metazoa; Platyhelminthes; Cestoda; Cyclophyllidea; Hymenolepididae. The record is from the annotation of a GenBank genome assembly.
AUGCCACCUCACCAAACUCGACCCCUUUCUGCCACAAGGUGUCGUUCAUCUACUCCUUCCUUCACCAAAAACGCCUCCUCCGCCUUAUCCUCCCACUAUGCGCCCACCAACGUUGAGGCAGAUUGUGGAUUUCACCCUGUCUACAUCAAGUUGACCACUGCGGCUAACUUUCCCCACGCCAAACGUUUGGAACUAGCGCAACCUGACUACGCAUGGAAGCUAACUUUGGCGGCCACUAUAUUAGCGGGAUUCGGAUUCGUUGCCUUCAGGAUGAUCAAUAAGGAUAAUUGGAAGCGAAAUUGCAAUCGAAACAAUAUUCGGGGCAUCAUUGAAGAUAAGCGACGUGUCUGGGGUUCUUUUGUUCAGCUAAAGCUUCAAAGGUGUUGUAUGUACAAGCCUCGAUGUGCAAUCGGUGGCGUGAGUUUGUGUCGAUGUCUCAUUGGUCAGAAAACUAUCGUCAUCAAAAACACUAGGAGUUGUUCUAUUCAAAAUGAGAAGAUCCGGUAG